Molecule: messenger RNA, 651 nt
Organism: Rhodotorula toruloides NP11
Lineage: Eukaryota; Fungi; Basidiomycota; Microbotryomycetes; Sporidiobolales; Sporidiobolaceae
Product: ubiquitin-conjugating enzyme
Exons: 3
Coding region: 1-651 (216 amino acids)
Source: RefSeq, a predicted model, not a curated record
AUGUCGCUCGCUGCGCUAUCGACGGCUCGCCACGAAGCAUUGAUUGAGUUUGCUGCGCUCGGACAGGCCGACCAUCUGCCCCUAGGCUGCUACGUCUGGCCUACGGAGACCUUCCGAUGGUCGGGAGUCCUCUUCAUCCACCAGGGCUAUUACCGCGGCGCCGUUCUCCAUCUUACCCUCGCCAUUCCCUCCUCCUACCCGUCCAAGGCGCCCUCCGUCACCUUCGAAUCUCCAGUCUUCCACCCGCUCAUUGAUCCCGUCUCCGGCAACAUGCGGCUGGACUGGCGCUUCCCGACCUGGCGGCCGCGCGAAGACUGCAUCUGGAACGUUCUGCAUGCGAUGAAGGCCGCUUUCAAGCGGAAGGCGCUGGAUCAGCUGCGGGAAGCGAUGUGUGCGAAUGUCGAGGCAUAUCAUACCUACCGCGAGCAGACGGCACUCUUUGCGCACCUUGCGUCGCAGACCGCCAACCUUUCCACCUCUUCGUCCACGCUCUACGCUUCUCCGCCUUCCCGCCUCGAAGACGCGCAACCAAGCCCAAUCCGUUUCCGCAGACUUGACGAGGAAGAGGAGAAAGGGCUGAAGGCGGAAGUACGCACACUCGGAGAAGCAAAGGGCGUCAAGCUGAAGCCGGCGGCGGAUCUCUCCGCGUAG